Molecule: messenger RNA, 1179 nt
Organism: Nicotiana attenuata
Lineage: Eukaryota; Viridiplantae; Streptophyta; Magnoliopsida; Solanales; Solanaceae
Exons: 2
Coding region: 1-1179 (392 amino acids)
Source: RefSeq, a predicted model, not a curated record
AUGGCAAGUUUAACAGUUUUGUUGCGUCAUUCUGGCAAGUGGAACGAUGAGGGCAAUUACAUCGAUUUUUCAAUUGAGGGAAUACUAAUAAAGGAGUAUGCCUCCUUUAAUGAUCUGGUUGCUUCAAUUUCUAAUCAACUGGGCGUAGAUUUGAGCUCAAAGACCAUUAAAAUACAAUACAAAGUAGAAGGAAAUUGCACGCCAAUGGAAAUACACAAUGAUAUGGGUUAUAGAGUGUAUGUAGAAUUGAAAAAAGAGAACAGAGAAUUUGGGAUGUAUCCGUUGUGCAUAACAACUAUCGAAAAAGAUCUUAUAUCCGGAGGUAGUUUGAAUCAAGGAGACAUUGUGCAAAUAGACGAAGCAGUUCAAAGGUACGAUUCCGAUAUAGAUGAUACAAUGGCUCUAGAUUUUGUCAAUUCAGGAGAAGCGAUUGGAGUGUUCGAACUCCACAAGGAUUUGAUAAUUUCAAAAACUAAUCAAAAGGAGGUUAUGGCUGGACAAGUUUAUAAGGAUAAGGCUACAUUGAAAGAGGUGAUGGAGAAUUAUGCUAUAGCUCAAAGGUUUCAAUUCCGGGUUGAUAGGUCUAAUGCUGUCAGCUAUGCAUUAUUAUGUAUUUCAGAAGAUUGUGAAUGGAGGUUUAAGGCUUCAAGCAUUAACAAAUCAGAACUAUUCAAGGUGAGAGAAUUCAAUGAUAACCAUAUAUGUCCGCUGAAGGACAAGGUGUACGAGCAGCGGCAGGUUAGUAGCAGCCUUAUAGGUGGAAUUAUAAGGCCAAAGCUUACAAACCAUAAGAGGAAAUACACUUUGAGGGAUAUUAUUGAUGAUGUGAAAUCAGAUUUAGGUGUAGAUGUUAGCUACAUGUUGGCUUCGAGGGCUAAAGAAAAGGCAAUGAAUUUUCUGAGAGGCGAAUCGGCUGAUUCGUACAAAAAAUUACCAGGAUACUUAUAUACAAUGGAUAUGACAUAUCCAGGUUCCCACAUCAGAAUGGUAAAAUCGCCAAAAAAUGAAUUCAUGUACGUGUAUAUAUCAUUGUAUGCCUUUAUAAAGGGGUUUGAUCAUUGUAGACCAAUUGUUGUUGUGGAUGGAAGUCACCUAAAAUCUUACUACACCGGGACAUUCGUUUCGGCAAGCACGUUGGAUGGUGCAGGUGAGUAUCUGAAUAAUAAUACAAUCUGUUAA